Cavia porcellus (domestic guinea pig) is the source of this 201-nucleotide messenger RNA. It is a transcript of the gene Defb134, whose product is annotated as defensin beta 134. The transcript has 2 exons. Gene Ontology annotation, cellular component: extracellular region. Gene Ontology annotation, biological process: innate immune response. Lineage: Eukaryota; Metazoa; Chordata; Mammalia; Rodentia; Caviidae. The record is from RefSeq and is a predicted model, not a curated record. The coding region runs from base 1 to 201 and encodes 66 amino acids.
AUGAAGCCUUCUCUCCUCCUGACAGCCUUUUUCUUCUUUUGCUAUCCAGUGCUAGCAGGUUUGAAUCCAGUGUUAUCAGUAAGGUUCACGAAAUGUUAUAGAAAAGGCAUCUGCAGAUUUGAGUGCUUAGGAAGCGAAAUGUUAGUUGCCUACUGCAUGUUCCAGCUGGAGUGCUGUGUCGCAGGAGACCCCGGGCCAUGA